Schizosaccharomyces osmophilus is the source of this 3636-nucleotide messenger RNA. It is a transcript of the gene rpb2, whose product is annotated as RNA polymerase II complex subunit Rpb2. Gene Ontology annotation, molecular function: DNA-directed RNA polymerase activity; DNA binding; ribonucleoside binding. Lineage: Eukaryota; Fungi; Ascomycota; Schizosaccharomycetes; Schizosaccharomycetales; Schizosaccharomycetaceae. The transcript has 2 exons. Gene Ontology annotation, cellular component: RNA polymerase II, core complex. Gene Ontology annotation, biological process: DNA-templated transcription. The record is from RefSeq and is a predicted model, not a curated record. Bases 1 to 3636 code for a protein of 1211 amino acids.
AUGUCUUAUGAGGAUUAUCAAUACAAUGAGACAUUGACUCAAGAAGAUUGUUGGACGGUGAUCUCGUCGUUUUUUGAGGAGACGUCGCUGGCUCGUCAGCAGUUGUUCUCUUUCGAUGAAUUUGUCCAAAAUACUAUGCAAGAGAUUGUCGACGAUGACUCUACAUUGACUUUGGAUCAAUAUGCUCAGCAUACAGGUGCUCAAGGCGAUGUUACUCGUCGUUACGAAAUUAAUUUUGGACAAAUUUAUCUCUCGAGACCUACUAUGACAGAAGCCGAUGGCAGUACAACUACUAUGUUCCCACAAGAAGCUCGACUUCGUAAUCUUACUUACUCUUCUCCUCUCUACGUGGAUAUGCGUAAAAAGGUCAUGGUGGCUGCUGACUCAAACGUCCCUAUUGGUGAGGAAGAAUGGCUCGUUGAAGAAGAAGAUGAAGACCCUUCAAAGGUUUUCAUUGGAAAAAUUCCUAUUAUGUUACGCUCUACCUUUUGUAUUUUGAAUGGUGUUAGCGAUGCCGAGCUUUAUGAUCUUAACGAAUGCCCAUACGAUCAGGGUGGGUAUUUCAUUAUUAAUGGUUCAGAGAAGGUUAUUAUUGCACAGGAACGGUCUGCUGCUAAUAUCGUUCAAGUUUUUCGUAAAGCUGCUCCUAGUCCAAUUGCUCUUGUUGCCGAAAUCCGGUCUGCUGUUGAACGGGGCAGUCGAUUAAUUUCUUCUAUGCAAAUUAAGUUAAUGGCUCGAAAUGCGGAAAAUUCCGGUCAAACUAUCCGAGCUACUUUACCGUAUAUUCGUAGUGACAUUCCUAUCGUCAUUGUCUUCCGUGCAUUAGGUGUCGUGCCAGACCGUGAUAUCUUAGAACACAUCUGUUAUGAUCCAAAUGAUUUGCAAAUGCUGGAAAUGAUGAAACCAUGCAUUGAAGAGGCUUUUGUUAUUCAAGACAAAGAUAUCGCAUUAGAUUUUAUCGGUAAACGUGGUAGCACAACUGGUGUUACUCGAGAAAAACGUCUUCGUUAUGCUCAUGAUAUUCUGCAGAAGGAAUUAUUACCCCAUAUUACUACCAUGGAAGGUUUUGAAACUAGAAAAGCAUUCUUUUUGGGUUAUAUGAUUAAUCGUAUGCUUCUUUGUGCGCUGGAACGCCGUGAGCCUGACGAUCGUGAUCAUUUUGGAAGAAAGCGUUUAGAUCUUGCUGGUCCUUUGCUAGCAUCUUUGUUUAGAAUGCUCUUUAGAAAAAUGACUCGUGAUGUUUAUAAGUACAUGCAGAAAUGUGUCGAAACCAACCGCGAGUUUAAUCUUACUUUGGCUGUGAAAUCCAAUACAAUAACUAACGGUUUACGUUAUUCUUUAGCAACCGGUAACUGGGGUGAUCAAAAGAGAAGCAUGAUGAACAGAGUCGGUGUUUCACAAGUCCUUAAUAGAUAUACAUUUGCCUCUACCCUAUCUCAUUUGCGUCGAACCAACACUCCUAUUGGGAGAGAUGGUAAACUUGCAAAACCCCGUCAACUUCACAAUACCCAUUGGGGUAUGGUUUGUCCAGCUGAAACACCAGAGGGACAAGCAUGCGGCUUGGUAAAGAAUUUGGCACUUAUGAGUUACGUUUCAGUCGGUUCACCGGCUGCACCUAUCAUUGAAUUUUUGGAAGAAUGGGGUUUGGAAAGCUUAGAAGACUAUAAUCCUUCGGCAUCUCCGAAUGCUACUAAAGUGUUUGUUAACGGUGUUUGGUUGGGUGUGCAUCGUGACCCUGCUCACUUGACAGACACUUUGAGAAGUUUGCGUCGGCGUCUAGAUAUUUCAGCGGAAGUUAGCAUUGUUCGAGAUAUUAGGGAAAAGGAGCUUCGGCUGUUUACUGAUGCUGGCCGUAUUUGUCGUCCAUUAUUUAUUGUCGAUAACGAUCCUAAUAGCGAAACCAGAGGAGAACUCUCUAUCCGUAAAGAACACGUUCAGCAAUUAAUUGAGGAUCGUGACCGUUUCGAUAUUGAUCCAGAACAAAAAUUUGGCUGGACUGCUUUGGUUUCAAGUGGAUUGAUUGAAUAUUUGGAUGCCGAAGAAGAGGAAACAGUAAUGAUUGCUAUGACUCCGGAAGACCUUGAAGCUUCUCGCCAAAUGAAUGCAGGCUACGAAGUAAAAGAAGAAUUAGAUCCGGCUCAAAGAGUAAAACCUGCUCCUAAUCCCCACGUGCAUACUUAUACCCAUUGCGAAAUUCAUCCGGCGAUGAUCCUUGGUAUUCUAGCAAGCAUCAUUCCUUUCCCAGACCACAAUCAGUCGCCUCGUAAUACUUACCAGUCAGCAAUGGGUAAGCAAGCUAUGGGUGUUUACUUGACCAAUUACCAAGUUAGAAUGGAUACAAUGGCAAACAUUUUGUAUUAUCCUCAAAAGCCAUUGGCAACAACUCGAUCUAUGGAAUAUCUUAAAUUCCGAGAGCUACCUGCUGGUCAGAAUGCUAUCGUUGCCAUUUUGUGUUACAGUGGUUAUAAUCAAGAAGAUUCUAUCAUUAUGAACCAAGCUAGUAUUGAUCGUGGUUUAUUCCGCAGUAUCUUUUACCGAACCUAUACAGAUCAAGAAAAGAAAAUUGGUAUGACUGUCAUGGAAGAGUUUGAACGUCCCGCUAGAUCUACCACUCUUCGAAUGAAGCAUGGUACUUAUGACAAACUUGAAGAUGACGGUCUAAUCGCUCCUGGAACUCGUGUAUCAGGAGAUGAUAUAAUUAUCGGAAAAACAGCACCAAUACCCGUGGACAAUGAAGAAAUGGGGCAACGAACUCAGUUGCAUGCUAAACGUGAUGUUUCAACUCCACUUCGUAGUACUGAAAGUGGUAUUGUAGAUCAAGUAUUGGUAACUACAAAUCAAGAAGGUCUCAAAUUCGUCAAGGUCAGAAUGCGCAGUACCAGAGUUCCUCAAAUUGGUGAUAAGUUUGCUUCUCGACACGGUCAGAAAGGUACAAUUGGUAUGACUUAUAGACAUGAAGAUAUGCCUUUCUCAGCACAAGGUGUUGUGCCUGAUGUCAUCAUUAAUCCUCAUGCUAUUCCAUCUCGAAUGACGGUUGCACAUUUAAUCGAAUGUCAACUAAGCAAAGUAUCUGCCUUGUCAGGUUUUGAAGGUGAUGCUACACCUUUUACUGAUGUUACUGUAGAAGCGGUUUCAAAACUUCUGCGUUCUCAUGGCUUUCAGUCUCGUGGUUUUGAAGUUAUGUAUCAUGGCCAUACCGGAAGAAAGCUAGUCUCGCAAGUAUUCCUCGGCCCAACGUAUUACCAACGUUUAAAGCAUUUGGUGGAUGAUAAAAUUCACGCUCGUGCUAGAGGACCAGUGCAGAUUUUAACCCGACAACCAGUUGAAGGACGUUCCCGAGAUGGUGGUUUACGUUUCGGUGAAAUGGAACGAGAUUGUCAAAUUUCCCAUGGAUGCAGUAGUGUUAUGCGAGAGCGUUUGUUUGACUGUUCAGAUGCUUAUAGAGUCGUGGCCUGCGAUUUAUGUGGCUUGGUAGCUAUUGCAAGUUAUAAAAAGAACUCUUAUGAAUGCCGUUCUUGUCAAAAUCGCACGAGAUUUAGUCAAAUCUAUCUUCCUUAUGCCGCUAAGCUACUUUUCCAAGAAUUGAUGUCUAUGAAUAUUGCUCCUCGCCUAUUUACUAAAAAUCACAAAAUUUAA